GUAGGGCAAUUAUAUCAAAAUAUCCUUCCUUGGCAGAUGUUGGUGGCAGCUAUGAAACCUGGUAUCGUCAGUUAGGCGAUAAAGUUAAAAAUGAAUUAAGGCAUGAAAGGAGUGAUCCAGUUGUGCUAGCAAGAAAAAGAAAGUCAAUUGAAGGCUCGGAUUUGACAGCUAAGGUGCCAGGAAGCAGCCGAAGGGGAAUAAUAAAUUGGGAACCUCCUGCUGUUGAUGGUGAGGACCUACAUUCUAACAAAGCCCAUGUUCAAUGGAUGCAGAAGGAGUACCGAAAAAAGCACCCAAACAUGGAAGUCGUUAAGCAGAAAAUGCAACUGACUUUCUCCUUCAGAAGAAAGUACAUAAAUGCUGGGAAGUGUUCCCUUAAUGAAAUUGAUGCGAAAUACCCUUUUUUAUUUGAACAUGAUCAGUUACAAGAUGAGUAUGAAAGAUUGGUGUCUGGCAGUAGUGUUAAAGAUUUGGUUGUUACAAACUUACGUGAGCUUGCACCUAAGAUUUUGAAAGCUGCCAGCAAGAAGAAACUCCCUCAACUUGAAGAACUGGUUCAAGCUUGCGUACAAAAUGAGGAUGAACUGGAUGAGGAGAACAGAUUGACAGAUGAUGAGAAAGUUGUUGUGGCACUUUGUACCUUGCCACACCUUUUGGAAAGGAAAACAAAAAGUAAUCCACAUCCAGAAAAUUUCCUUUAUCAGACAGCAGAAAACCCAGAGGUAUUGUUGAAGAAAGCUGCCAGCCCCAUCAGCCCAUUCAUCAUCUUCGUGGAGGACAGUGAUGGUCACAUAAUGAACAAAAUGUUUGUUGCAGGGGAAAAACAAGUUUGUUUGGAAACAGAUAACAUUUUUUCAGCAGUAUCGUCCCUUUUGUUUUUGUAUUAUGUUUGUAAUUUAGAGUACCCGAAACAGUGUUUUAACACGUUCCUUUUUUUACAACGUACUGUUCUAAAUAUUUUUGACCGGGUAAGAGUGCCAACCAAAGUUUUAUUAUUCUUAAAUGAACUGGAACAGUGAACAUGAAGUAUUAGGCAUAAGUCCAUGUUAUAUAGCUGGUUUGUAAAUUUGUUAUGUACAAUAUAAUAUAAUGUAAUAUAUUCUGUCAUAUAGAAAUAAAUAUGUUUUUACCUUACCACUGCACUAGAAUUAAUUCAUUUCGUGGCACCGGGCCAUUGUUUAGAAGAGCAUUUUUAUUCUUUUGGUGU
Dendronephthya gigantea is the source of this 1207-nucleotide messenger RNA. RefSeq lists its product as uncharacterized. NCBI's taxonomy places the organism in Eukaryota, Metazoa, Cnidaria, Anthozoa, Malacalcyonacea, Nephtheidae. The record is from RefSeq and is a predicted model, not a curated record. The transcript has 5 exons. Bases 267 to 1019 code for a protein of 250 amino acids.